Messenger RNA from Colletotrichum tamarilloi, 186 nucleotides. RefSeq lists its product as uncharacterized. The record is from RefSeq and is a predicted model, not a curated record. The annotation marks the transcript as partial. The transcript has a single exon. Lineage: Eukaryota; Fungi; Ascomycota; Sordariomycetes; Glomerellales; Glomerellaceae.
GAGCAAGAUCUCAACGUCACCUUAACAAAUGUCCUAGAUUUCCCGCUACACGAGGACAAUUUCCUCUGGUUCAAGUCCCACUUUGUCUGCAACUUCGAUGAACUCCCCUUCCAUCAUCCCAUCAACAUAGCACUCCCCGACCAGUGCCCACGCGGGCUUUCCGUGAAAGAAUCCUACUUCUCUUAG